AUGCCCUCGAAAUUGCACCCUCUGCAAGUCAACCCCACUACUGGUGAGCCGUAUUUACGGCUGCCGAGUCCUCACGACAACAUCAUCAUAACCCCUCCGCGGAUGAGCGAUGUGGACGCAGCCAUGCGCAACCUAAACGAUCGCAAGGUCGUCGACUGGCUCUCAUCGCCACCGUACCCGUACCUCCAGUCUCACGCGGAAAGUCGGUUGACGAUGGUCACAAAAGAGUCGGAUGCCAUCCUGGCAGACUUGGAGGCGGAUGACCCAGAGCAGUCCGGCGGUUCGUUGAAGAUCGUGGGGGCCUGCCCAGUGCAUGCCUUGCGAGAAGUGGCGGAGGACGGGACCGAGACACUCAUCGGCGACGUGCAUUUACGUCGCUGCGCAUUGGUGCACGAAGGCGCCGAGCAGACCGUGAGCUGCGAGGAAAACGCAGCACGCGCAGUCGGCGACCCGUCCAUCAUCUGGUGUGCCGGUGACUGGUUGGCUAGUUCUCACCAUGGACGAGGCAUAAUGAGUGCCGCGUUCCGCACGCUCAUGACGGAUUGGGCAAUCCCAAGGAUGAACGUACGAGUCAUGCGUGUCGAGACCUACGCGGAGAACGUAGCUAGUGCGCGUGUCUUUGAGAAGUUUGGUUUCGUGCAGGAGUGUAUUGCGGACGACGUGAUCGUGACGAACACUGGAGUAGUACGGCGUGGAAUUCGUCUCUUGUGGUGGAAACAUCCGUAG
Molecule: messenger RNA, 726 nt
Organism: Rhodofomes roseus
Lineage: Eukaryota; Fungi; Basidiomycota; Agaricomycetes; Polyporales; Fomitopsidaceae
Product: acyl-CoA N-acyltransferase
Exons: 2
Coding region: 1-726 (241 amino acids)
Molecular function (GO): acyltransferase activity, transferring groups other than amino-acyl groups
Source: RefSeq, a predicted model, not a curated record